Cricetulus griseus (Chinese hamster) is the source of this 3019-nucleotide messenger RNA. The record is from RefSeq and is a predicted model, not a curated record. Lineage: Eukaryota; Metazoa; Chordata; Mammalia; Rodentia; Cricetidae.
CAGUCUGUCCCUCUGGUGCUGGAGCUAACAGGACAAGGGGACCUUUUUUAGGGUUUGUCUUGGGCAGGUAUCUGGAACCUUCUCUCAGCCCUCCUGUCUGGGAGGUGACCACCGCCUGCCCAGAUAGGUUGCAUGUGGUGGGGUUGAGAUCUGGACCUUCCCAGUAAGGUGAGGCAGGCACGCAGGACAUAGGCUUUUUAAAUGUUUAAAAGCCAAGAAAAUCACAGCAGCACUAGACGGGAGGAAAAUGAAAGACUUUGCAAGUGGCCAGGAAUUUGACUCUAGGAGUUGGUUUCCAAGAGCCUAAGUUAGGCAUCUCCAAGUGGAUAUUAAAAGGGAACAGCCAGGCUCCAGAGGCGGGGGCUGGAGGGGGCGGAGAGAGGAGGCGCCGGAAGCUGCACGCUGGACACCACACUGAGGGCCAGGCAGCUGGUCCUGCGCUCAGGGAGAGGACCCAGGGACUCCCUAGGAUCCCAUCGAGCCCCCACCCCCCCAUUUUUCAACUUUUCUCCUUGUGCUCCCUAUUCCCCUCUGUGUGGCAGAGACAAUGCUACUUCAGUUUGGAGCAGAGACAUAUGACCAACACAUGGAAAUGUGGUAAUUUGGAUCUGUUCGUGAUUGCAACAGAUUGAAGAAAUUAGACCAGACAAAGAGUGUUUUUAGAGGAAGAGGAGGAGGCAGAGAGAGGGAGGUUGACAGGGUGAGAAAGGGGAGGAGGACCCCUCCCUCCGCGCAGGGGACACCGGCAUCCUGUCUGCCUGCUGUAAAUACAUCCGUAGGAAUGGAGAGAGAUCGCAUCACAGCCUUAAAGAGAUCGUUUGAAGUCGAGGAGAUUGAGCCACCCAACUCCACGCCACCCCGGAGAGUCCAGACCCCUCUGCUCCGAGCCACAGUGGCCAGCUCCAGCCAGAAAUUCCAGGACCUGGGCGUGAAGAACUCAGAGCCUGCGGCUCGCCUUGUAGACUCCCUGAGCCAGCGCUCCCCCAAGCCGUCCCUACGGAGGGUGGAACUGGCAGGGCCCAAGGCGUCUGAGCCCAUGUCUCGUCGCACCGAGCUCUCCAUUGACAUCUCCUCCAAGCAGGUGGAGAGCACAGGCUCAGCUGCUGGGCCCUCAAGGUUCGGGCUUAAGAGGGCAGAAGUCCUGGGCCAUAAGACACCAGAGCCAGUCCCUCGGAGGACGGAGAUCACCAUAGUCAAGCCUCAGGAGUCAGCGCACCGCAGGGUGGAGACCCCUGUCUCCAAGAUCCCCGAGGUCCCUGCCGUGCCUGCCACUGAUGCAGCCCCCAAGAGGGUAGAGAUCCAGGUGCCCAAGCCAGCCGAAGCACCCAACUGCCCACCCCCGCCCCAGACCCUGGAGAACUCCGAGGCACCAAUGUCUCAGCUGCAGAGCCGGCUGGAGCCCAGGCCCCCUGUGGCUGAGGUCCCAUACCGAAACCAGGAGGGAUAUGAGGUAGCUACAGAAGGCAGCUUUGAACUCACAGCGAUCCUACUGCCUCAGCUUCCUGAUGCAGGGGUUACAGGCUCCGAAGUGGCUCCCAGCUGUGUUGGCGACAUGGCUGACAGCCCUAGAGAUGCCAUGCUCAAGCAAGCACCCGCGCCACGGAAUGAGAAGGCCCCCGUGGACUUUGGCUACGUGGGGAUCGACUCCAUCCUGGAGCAGAUGCGCAGGAAGGCCAUGAAGCAGGGCUUUGAGUUCAACAUCAUGGUGGUUGGGCAGAGUGGCCUCGGGAAGUCCACCUUAAUCAAUACCCUCUUCAAGUCCAAAAUCAGCCGGAAGUCAGUGCAGCCCAUCUCGGAGGAACGCAUCCCCAAGACGAUCGAAAUCAAGUCCAUUACCCACGAUAUCGAGGAAAAGGGGGUCCGGAUGAAGCUGACAGUGAUCGACACCCCAGGCUUUGGAGACCACAUCAACAAUGAAAACUGCUGGCAGCCUAUCAUGAAGUUCAUCAAUGACCAGUACGAGAAGUACCUGCAGGAGGAGGUCAGCGUCAACAGGAAGAAGCGGAUCCCUGACACGCGAGUCCACUGCUGCCUCUACUUCAUCCCCGCCACCGGCCACUCGCUUAGGCCCCUGGACAUUGAAUUCAUGAAGCGUCUAAGCAAGGUGGUCAACAUUGUCCCCGUCAUCGCCAAGGCUGACACGCUUACCCUGGAGGAGAGGGUUUACUUCAAACAACGGAUUACUGCAGACCUACUGUCCAAUGGCAUUGAUGUGUACCCCCAGAAGGAGUUUGAUGAGGAUUCAGAGGACCGGCUGGUGAAUGAGAAGUUCCGGGAGAUGAUCCCAUUUGCUGUGGUGGGCAGUGACCAUGAGUAUCAAGUCAAUGGCAAGAGGAUCCUGGGAAGGAAGACAAAGUGGGGUACCAUUGAAGUUGAGAACACCACUCACUGUGAAUUUGCCUACCUUCGGGAUCUCCUCAUUAGGACACACAUGCAGAACAUAAAAGACAUCACUAGCAGCAUCCACUUCGAAGCCUACCGUGUGAAACGCCUCAACGAGGGCAACAGCGCCAUGGCCAACGGGGUUGAGGAGAAGGAUCCAGAAGCCCAGGAGAUGUAGACGCCAUCCCGCCCCUGGACCCCACCCCCAAAUCUUCUCAUCCUCCCUGGCCCACCUACCCACCUACCCUGUCUUAUUUUAUAUAGUCGUCUCCAUUUGUCACCCGCCCCUUUCUCUUUCCACACUCUGCCCAGUAACAAGGGAGGGCUUAUCUUCCAAGUGUGCUCUUAUUGGCUGCAGCAGCAGGGUGGGCGGGACUACAUCCUGUGCUUGCCUCUGUGCCCUGCUGGGAAGGCUAGACCAGACUCAGCCCCUCCUGAGGGCUUACAAGAGCUGUGUGUCCAUGCCCACUCCAAGUUUUGAGCUGAAGUCUAUAGCAAGUCCCCAUGGCCACAGCCUCAAAAGCAGGCUGCACCCAGGGGAGGAUGGAGCUGGCCAGAUAGUCCUGGAGCCCCACCUGUCCCUCUACGAGUGUGGGUCCUUGUUCAUAACGCCCUCAGCUGCCUGCUCCCCAAGGAA